Molecule: messenger RNA, 768 nt
Organism: Didymodactylos carnosus
Lineage: Eukaryota; Metazoa; Rotifera; Eurotatoria; Philodinida; Philodinidae
Source: the annotation of a GenBank genome assembly
AUGAAUGAACAUUUUAUCACAGCUGUUUACACAAAGUCCGUAAUGAGAUGUGUUAGCGAAUGUAAUCAACAUGAUCUAUGUCGUACCUGUGAUUAUGAUCAAAUAAGUCAGUCAUGUCGAUUAUUUGAAGCCUUAUUUGCUACUGGUUCAACAAUACCGGCCACACCUUUCUCUUCUGUGAUGAUCCUAAAAUAUUGUCCAUCUAAUCAGCUUGAACCAGAUUAUAUGUGUACACCAAAACGCUUAACGAAUCCUUACACUGUCCAAUAUGCCUUUCAAAAAUUACUAAAUGUUAGUAAUUCAAAAUCUCUACCUUAUUCUGAUAAAACCGUUUUGAUGACUGCUCAAGGUUUUUUCACAAGUUCAAGUACUCCACAUAUCCGCUUCUAUAAUUAUGAUGGUAAUCUAGUAUCAUUGUUCAAUUAUUCAAAGCCGGUACUAGGUUUGACAAGUAUCAGUUGGGUUUCAUCAAAUUCGAUUAUCGUUGGGCCAUAUCAACUACCAGAAUUUCAAAUUCUUCAAGUAGAUUUUGCUAAUUCUAUACUUAAUUUACAAUUAAACGUUGCGACACUGCCACCAUCAUACAAUUAUCAACCGUAUUUUGUUUAUUACGAUACGAGUUUUAUCUAUGUUACUUAUCGAAUGAACGCUUAUCCAAUGAGCAUUCAUCAGCCAAAUGGAACACUGUUUUCGACUGCAGAUAGUCAAAGUCAAGGAUAUUAUGUCGCAUUCGCAAAAUGGAAUUCAACACUUUAUCUAGGUAAUUAA